AUGGAGAAAGUACCGAUCGCCGUCCGCAGGACCGGAGGAUCUGCAACAGUUCCUGCCACCGGGCGUACUCCGCCGUGGCCGGUCAAGCCCACGGCCACCGGGCGCCUGCUGAAGGCCGGGAUCGCCGUGCUUGUUGCAGGAGCCAUCCUGCUGCUGCUAGGGGCCAUUGGAGCUUUUUACUUCUGGAACAACAACGAGAAACACGUAUACAACGUUCACUACACCAUGAGCAUCAACGGCAAAGUGGAGGAAGGCUCCAUGGAAAUCGAUGCGGCGAACAACGUGGAGACAUUCCACACCGGCAGCGGGACCGAUGAAGCCGAGGAGGUCCACGACUUCCAGAUUGGGAUCACAGGGAUCCGUUUCUCAGGGGGAGAGAAGUGCUACAUUAAGACCCAGGUCAAGGCACGCCUGCCUGAUGUGGAGGCUCUCAACAAGGACUCUUUGUCUCUCGACCUGGAGGAUGAGGUGAUGCCGGCCAAGUUUGAGGAAGACUCCCUGAUCUGGGUGGCGGCUGACACGCCCCUCUCCGACUCCACCUUCCUCAGCAACAAGAUCAAGGACUUGUGCAGAGGCCUGCCAAUCUUCUGGCUCCGCCCCACCUACUCCAACGGUGGACAGAGGAAGAGGAGGGCCGCCCCUCGUCUAAGGCGCCAGGCACCCGGGGCGGAGGAGGAAGAAGACGUCGAGGCGGAGUUCAACCCAGAGAACCCCUAUCACAGAGGGCUCGAAGGAGAGGAGAACACCAUGACCUUUGACCCAAUGCUGGACCACCAGGGCGUGUGCUGCACCGAGUGCCGUCGCAGCUACACCCAGUGCCAGAGGAUCUGUGAGCCCCUGGGAGGCUACCACCCCUGGCCCUACCACUACCGCGGCUGCAGGGUGGCGUGCAGGGUAAUCAUGCCCUGCCGCUGGUGGGUGGGACGCAUCCUCGGCAUCCUCUGAACACCCCUACCGACCAGCGGUAUUGGUAUUGUCCAGGAGAG
This is a messenger RNA of Lampris incognitus (smalleye Pacific opah), 986 nucleotides long. Its product is annotated as leukocyte cell-derived chemotaxin 1-like. The record is from RefSeq and is a predicted model, not a curated record. Gene Ontology annotation, biological process: negative regulation of endothelial cell proliferation; negative regulation of angiogenesis. The coding region runs from base 1 to 945 and encodes 314 amino acids. Lineage: Eukaryota; Metazoa; Chordata; Actinopteri; Lampriformes; Lampridae. The transcript has 7 exons.